Messenger RNA from Esox lucius (northern pike), 4503 nucleotides. RefSeq names its product matrix metallopeptidase 15b (gene mmp15b). Bases 979 to 2976 code for a protein of 665 amino acids. The transcript has 11 exons. Gene Ontology annotation, biological process: extracellular matrix organization; collagen catabolic process; proteolysis. Lineage: Eukaryota; Metazoa; Chordata; Actinopteri; Esociformes; Esocidae. The record is from RefSeq and is a predicted model, not a curated record. Gene Ontology annotation, cellular component: extracellular matrix. Gene Ontology annotation, molecular function: zinc ion binding; metalloendopeptidase activity.
CAAGGGGAAGGGCUAGGUUUACAGUAGGCUACCAUAUUGUAUACAACAAUUUUCAGGCUUGUUAUUUUUAACUAUGAAAUCAUAGUUCAUUCAGACUAUAGAAGUACUAGAUUAGUUGGAAGUGUAACUAAAAGUAAAUACAUAGCAUCAAAAUACUACUUUGUAUAAGCGCGUGUCCGAGGGAUGUGGGGGGCUACUUCCGCUGAUACCGCCCACACGAAAAAGGCGUCGUUACCCCGACAAACACGCAAGAUUUGCAAGUGUUGGGCAGCUGCAGCAGACUUCAACUUCUUUGUCGGGUCUGCAAAUUACUGUCAUCAAAGGUGGACCCGUUAUUUCACCGUAGUACGACGCUAGUCUACUCCGAACUAAUUAGCACAUUUUCAAGAGGAUUUUUAAAGCGUGUUAAAAAUUAAAUUAGUGACUAUUAGCAUCAGUCUGUUCGUGGUUUCAGAGCUGCCCUUCUCGUGCAUGGACACUUUCCAAUUAAGCUGCUUGUUAGGAAAUUGCUUUUGUCUGCACAUCCUGACGAGGAAUUGUGAGUAAAACUGGGACUCGCAAGCAAUAAUUCCGUAUCCAGUAUUAGUGCAACACUAUCUAAGAUCAGCCCCCCUUGUGGGACUGUGCUCGUUUCUUACAGAGAACUGUGAAGAGGAUCAGAUACAACGGUGUGACAAUCAAAUGGACAACAUUUAAAACCGCUGCAGCACCUCUGUAUUCGAAUAAACCUUCUGUUUUCAGGAAGCGAUAUUGGCGGCGUUGAUGGAUGUCAUUGUCCUUAUUGAUGUCAUCGCCAUAAAUUUGUUCCUCUUCAAAUUUACAGUUGACCAUUUCUGAGAGAUCAAGGUCAACAAUACAAGCAAGUCUAACAAUCUUGAAACACAACGUUGAAUCCAGAGGCGCAGUGGACACUUGGACAAGGCAUCAAUUUGCUUGUCCUCGUGAAGAAUUGCGCCUGGGUUUUGGCACGUCGAGAGUAUGGCAUCCUUAUGGGAAAGCUGGAUUUGGUUACUCUGGAGACGGACUUUAAUUCCAUUUCUUCUCGUGCUUUGGGUGUCCUGUUUCGGGAUACAGGGAGGAGACGAUGACGCUUUUAAUGCCGAGUCAUGGCUGCGGAUGUACGGCUACCUCCCUCAGGCCAGCAGACAGAUGUCCACUAUGCGAUCCGCUCAGAUCCUGUCCAACGCCAUCAGCGAUAUGCAACGCUUCUACGGCCUGGAGGUCACGGGCGUGAUGGACCCCGGCACGUUGAUAGCAAUGCGAAGGCCGCGCUGUGGAGUCCCAGACAAGUUCGGCGGUGAGAUCAAGAUCAACGUUAGGCGGAAACGCUACGCUCUCACUGGUCACAAAUGGAACAAGAGCCAUCUUACCUACAGUAUACAGAAUUACACACCGAAGAUUGGGGAGUACAAUUCAUAUGAGGCUAUCCGGAGGGCCUUCGGUGUGUGGCAGAAGGUGACCCCUCUGACCUUCGAUGAGAUCCCUUACCAGGAGAUCAAAUAUGGCCGCCGGAAGGAGCCCGACAUCAUGAUCUUCUUUGCUUCGGGUUUCCACGGAGACAGCUCACCCUUCGACGGUGAGGGCGGGUUCCUGGCCCACGCGUACUUCCCUGGUCCCGGGAUGGGCGGUGAUACGCACUUUGACUCUGACGAGCCAUGGACUCUCGGCAAUGUCAACUUGCAAGGCAAUGAUCUGUUUCUUGUUGCGGUACACGAACUGGGCCAUGCCCUGGGUUUGGAGCACUCAAAUAACCCAAUGGCCAUCAUGGCUCCCUUCUACCAGUGGAUGGAAACUGACGAUUUUCAACUACCAGAGGAUGACCUCAGAGGAAUCCAACAGAUCUAUGGUCAGCCCGACGGUACACCCACCCAAGCUCUCCCUACUGUCACUCCCCGCCGGCCGGCCCAGCCAAACCCCAAGCCCCCCAACUCGCCCCCCAACUCGCCCCCCAACUCGCCCCCCAACUCGCCCCCCAACUCGCCCCCCAACUCGCCCGACAAGCCCCGCACGACUGACCGACCGGACCACUACGGCCCCAACAUCUGCGAGGGCAACUUCGACACAGUCACCAUGCUCAGGGGAGAGAUGUUCGUGUUCAAGGGUCGCUGGUUCUGGCGGGUACGAAGAAACAGGGUUCUGGACAACUACCCAAUGCCCAUUGGUCACUUCUGGAGGGGUCUGCCCGGAGACAUUGACGCAGCCUACGAGAGGCAUGAUGGGAAAUUUGUCUUCUUUAAAGGGGAGAAGUACUGGUUGUUCAGGGAGGCCAACCUGGAACCCGGGUACCCUCAGGAGCUGACAGACUACGGCAGAGACAUCCCCUAUGACCGGAUUGAAACGGCCAUCUGGUGGGAGCCGUCUGGUUUCACAUACUUCUUCAAAGAAGACCGGUACUGGCGCUUUAACGAACAGUCCCGUGCGGUCGACAAGGACUACCCUAAACCAAUCAGUGUGUGGGGCUCUUCGGUCCCAUCCUCUCCCAAGGGAGCCUUCCUCAGCGAUGACGGAGCGUAUACAUACUUCUACAAGGGAUCCAAAUACUGGAAGUUUGACAACCACCGGAUGAAGAGUGAACCGGGCUACCCGAAGUCCAUUCUGAGGGACUUCAUGGGCUGCAGCGUCGACCUGGACCCAGACAGAGACGCGGAUGGAGACGCCGGCCGCAAGGUCCCAGACUCGGACCGCCCUCCCUUCAACCCCGACGCGGGCCGGGACAAGGACAAAGACAAGGAUCUGGACCACACCAACGACGUGGACUACAAUGAUGCCAGGGAGGAGGAGACGAACGAAGUGGACGUGGUGCUGAAAAUCGACGAGAGCGAGACGCGCACUAUGAACAUCAUCAUGGUGACAGUGCCCCUGGUCCUUGUGCUGUGCAUCCUGGGAUUGAUCUAUGCCAUCAUUAACACGCUGCAAAGGAAGGGAGCGCCCAAACUGCUAGUCCACUGCAAACGCUCCCUGCAGGACUGGGUGUGACCUCUGACCCACUUAAUAACCCCGCACCCACACCCAAACCCUCCCUUUGUCUCCUCAUCCAAAACAUGGCUGAAGAGAAAACAUGUGCAUUUAGACAGAAACACACACACAAUCACAAAACAACCGUUCCCCUUCAUGGUGCUCCUUCCAGUGAGUUGGCUGUAGUCUAUUUAUAUCAGAAUGUUUGCACAUGUUUUUUAGUUUUUUUGUCAACGCUUUUUGUUUUGUUCAUAUUGUGUGUUAGUGUUCUUUUUCUUCAUAAACCAGGGAGUGUGUGUUAUCCUCUCUGCCUGUGAGGUCACAGGUUUUUUUUCUGAGAUUAAUGGUUCUCGGAUUAAUCUUUGAAAAGUAAAUAGAGAAAGGACCCAUGGCGAUAGAGAGACUGCGGCACAGAAUGAAGGGAGUGAGAGAGGUCUGAUUGGGAAAAGCAGAGUGGUUCACUAUUCCCUCCCUCAGGACCUGUAGAGCUGAAGAAGGCCUGCUGCAGGUCAGGUAUCAACAGGAGAGAGAACAGUGUAAACAGUGUCCCUUUUGAACUGUAACUCACCCAUUGCCUUUUUAUUACUGUUCCCUCCAUGUCGAACAGCCACUGCACACUAACAAAGUUUUGGAGUUUAUCAUCUGUUUUGAAUUCGAGGGGUACCACGGAUGAUGUUAGAAGUGCUGUCCAUUACUAAUAGACAGCUCUCGCAAAUGUUUGGUUUAUUCAGCCAAACACGGUCUUCUGACAUCGUUCUUUUCCUUUUCAAGCCUUCUUCCCCCCUUGCUUUGAUUAAGUCAUGGUUGUUCUGAUAGGGAGGCUUUGGAAAAGGUGCUACUUUCCUGUUUUUGAAGACAAAGGCAAUUCACUGUGAAAUGACUGUGUGAGACUUGGGGGGUGGGGGGGGGGGGGUGUGCAGUUGAGGUACCAAGGUAGGAAUGAGAGACAGGCUUUUGACUGAGUAAUUCAGGAUUGCCUUCACACUUUUCAUUGGGAGAAAUGCUUUGAACAAAAGAUACUUCAUUCUCCUCUGAAAUGUUUGAAUACAUCCAAUUCAAAUAAUGUUCCAUACAAUGAUCCCCCUCUCUCUGUAAUAUCUACACUCCUAGAUUUAAAUAGAUUGAUGGGCCUCUCUGUCUGUCUCGCUGAGCUCGUUCCGGGGAGUUAUUCCUCUGAACAUACCCGGAUAAGUCUGCUAAUCCUCUCAUUUAAAAACAGCAGGUGCUUCAAAAUAUUGUUAACCUCCCAGCCUCGAGUCUUAAGCCUUCUCUGUACCAAAGCAGACUUCUUUUCAUCUUCGGAGAGGUCCAAACGGAGGUAGACAGACUCUGGCGGAGAGGGAGAAGGUGCAUGUCAGUGGGUCAGAGGAGGGGGCAUCAACCAGGGGACUUCAAAAGCAGAUGGGGUGUAAAGACAGAACCCUUAUCUGUAUUUGGGAAAGCCUGCAAUCUGUCCCUGGAUAGUGUUACCCUGAUAUAGGUAAUUGUCGUGGGGGGGGGGGGGCAGGCUGAUUAUCAGACCAGUGGUCCAUCCCUACGGUGGUGUAG